AUGACGCAGGGGCAAGAGCUGGAACAGGUGCAAUGCUUCGGUCGCAAGAAGACCGCCGUGGCUGUAACCUACUGUAAGCGCGGGCGCGGCCUCAUCAAGAUCAACGGCUGCCCCAUCGAGCUCGUCGAACCCGAAAUCCUCCGGUUCAAGGCCUUCGAGCCGAUCCUCCUCCUCGGGAAAAGCCGGUUCGCAGGCGUGGACAUGAGAAUCCGCGUCAAGGGCGGUGGCCACACCUCCCAGAUAUACGCCAUUCGCCAGAGCAUAGCCAAGGCCCUCGUCGCUUUCUACCAGAAAUAUGUCGACGAACAGAGCAAGAAGGAAAUCAAGGAUAUCCUCGUACGCUAUGAUCGCACGUUGCUUGUCGCGGAUCCCAGGCGCUGCGAGCCUAAGAAGUUUGGUGGUCGCGGUGCGCGCGCCAGAUUCCAGAAGUCUUACCGUUGA
This is a messenger RNA of Sphenostylis stenocarpa, 441 nucleotides long. The record is from the annotation of a GenBank genome assembly. Lineage: Eukaryota; Viridiplantae; Streptophyta; Magnoliopsida; Fabales; Fabaceae.